Molecule: messenger RNA, 519 nt
Organism: Staurois parvus
Lineage: Eukaryota; Metazoa; Chordata; Amphibia; Anura; Ranidae
Source: the annotation of a GenBank genome assembly
AUAGGCCUCUGUAUGGCCUUCAAUUUAAGCUGCUUACGCUUCGCCACUCUGCCAUGGGCCCCUGUACCGCCUCCUCUUGCUGCUGCCAGGUCCAGAGUGUGUCAUGGUCCCCCGUACCGACUCCUCAUGCUGCUGCCAGGCCCGUAAUCUGUCAUGGGCCCCUGUACCGCCUCCUCAUGCUGCUGCCAGGUCCAGAGUGUGUCAUGGGUCCCUGUAUGGCCUCCCAUUGCUGCUGUCUCCAUCGCCACACUCUGCCAUGUGCCACUUUCAGGUCUCCUCACACUGCUGGUGGGUUCCAUUUUGUCAUAGGGUGCUGUAUGGCCUCCCAUUGCUGCUGCCUCCACCGCCACCCUGCGCCAUGUGCCUGUCGUCUGCUCACGCUGCUGACGGCUUCCGCUUUUUAACCGAGGCCUGUGUUUGGCUUCCGAAUACUGCUGCAUCCACCGCCACCCUGCGCCAUGUGCCACUUUCAGGUCUCCUUACACUGUUGGUGGGUUCCAUUUUGUGAUAGGGUGCUGU